UUUAAAUAAAAAAAAAUAAGAAAAUAAAGAAAAAAACAAAAACCAACCGAAUCAACUACAAAACGUCAACAAACACAGAAACAGCAGCGCUGCAUAGAAGACAACACACCCCUCUUCUCCCAGAACAACAAAAAGUGGUUUGUAAUAAGUCCGGAUGCCAAAAUCACAGAACUUUGGAAAGUGCAGGCUUUGCUGCAGCACACAUUCAUUGCGUUUCUGCAGAGCGUUUAUAGCAAUGACCCCUGAAGAGCGAUACGAGUCGGCCAAGGCACAUCGUUAUUGCCUUAACUGUUUAGCGACAUCUCACACCACGGGAGCCUGUGAUAACCCCGACAGCUGCCGCUGUUGCGGCCUAGUUCACCACACGAUGCUUCAUCGGUCAGGACAUGACGUUUCCAAAGACCAACCGAAGACGCGGAAAGUCACUUUCCGAUCCGGUAACACUCGGCGCACCAAAAAACCAUCGAAGGCGACGCAACAACCAAGAAGCGCCAAAUCAUCAAGGUUGACAGUGCGAAGGACCAUCUCCCGUAAUCCACCUGCCGUGCAACAAAGGAUUCGCGGGUUGGUGAAAAGAGCCCGCGAAACACUGAACCAGCUUGAAGACCUUGUCGAGGUAUCGUCCCCGCAGGCCCGCCGGCAUGUUGAAGACAUGGAUGAGGAUGGCCUCAUCAUCCUUUAAGUACUAUUUAAGAAAAUAUAUUUUACUCAAAUGAAUUUCGAAUAAUAUAACAAAUAAAAUGUUAAUUAAAUGAAUAUGAAUUAUCCCC
This is a messenger RNA of Ceratitis capitata (Mediterranean fruit fly), 770 nucleotides long. RefSeq lists its product as uncharacterized. Lineage: Eukaryota; Metazoa; Arthropoda; Insecta; Diptera; Tephritidae. Bases 155 to 682 code for a protein of 175 amino acids. The transcript has 2 exons. The record is from RefSeq and is a predicted model, not a curated record.